Messenger RNA from Suricata suricatta (meerkat), 3105 nucleotides. RefSeq names its product vitelline membrane outer layer 1 homolog (gene VMO1). Bases 2470 to 3069 code for a protein of 199 amino acids. NCBI's taxonomy places the organism in Eukaryota, Metazoa, Chordata, Mammalia, Carnivora, Herpestidae. The transcript has 3 exons. The record is from RefSeq and is a predicted model, not a curated record.
CACCUGACCAGCGCCUUCCAUCCGGCCAGGUACGGCGACAACGACACAUCCCCUUCGGGGUUCAGACUGGCGCGGAACGGCCCCAUCACGCGGCCCAGCACCCCCUGGGGGCCCUCACACGGAGGCUCUUCCCACCUGGGGGCCGCCAGGGGGCCCGAUUGCAGUCGGACCUGGGGGUAGACACGGACGGAAGGGGGCGGGAGCAGAACCCCUAGCCUGCUGGGCCUCCUAGGCCAAGGAGCCCGGCUGGGAUCUCUCCAUGCACUUGGCUGCUGACGCGAGAGGGGAGACGAGGAGCAGGACCCGUCCUUCCCCAGCGCCCCAGCCUGGCCCCGCUUCCCGCGAUCAGGGCUCCUCCGGAGCUCCCGGUCCCAGCCCUGUCCCCAGCUUACCUGGACAGGCGGUGGUCCUUUGGGAAUACAGACCUCUGCCCAGUAUCUGCAGCCUGAGAGGGAGCCUGAGGAGGGGCGAGGCCGAACGGUGAGGGCUCGAGGAGGAGGGCUUGGGUUCCUGGUGCCUCCCGGGGCAGAUGAGGGAAGGGGCUACUCACGAAAGCUCCGAGCACAGAGAAAAAGCAGCAGCAGCGAGAGGGCGGCGAGGGGAACCGCGUGGCGGAAGCAGCGACGAGACACAUGCGCGACCCCCAUGGCUGGGGCGGGGACCACCGCCCCCGCGCCAGCCCUAAACCAGUCGCUGUCAGGAGGCCAGAGAAGUCCGAGGUGUCCUGAGGUGUUACGGGUUAAUAAUUAACCCACUAAGGCCCCUCACCCUGUGCCCUUUGCCCCCGAGGACAUCAUCUCUGCAUGAAAAACCAGAUGAAGAGGAUUUGGGGGGAUUCCUCAGCAACAAGUCUGCCCAGCCUUCCGUGUAGACCAGGUUGUGGGAAGAGGGAAGAGAGGCUGGGCUGAGAACCAGCCGCCCCACGGAGCAAUGGUGUGGGCCCUACGUCAGCACUGGCCUGGCGUUCCCUCCGAUGCACAGGAGAAUAGUAAUAGGUACUUUGUCGUUCUCGUCGGAGGAUUAAAUGAUAAUGUAUGUGCAAACACCAUAAAUGGAGAAAUACCACAAUUGGUUCAUAAAUCGUAUGAAGUUCAAACAUCGAGCACCUGGGACCCAGGAAGCACCCACUUCUAAAUUCUCUAUCCUGUCCUCAGGGGACUGUUCUGAUCCGGUGGUUUAUACUUUAGGCUUUCACAGGUUACAUUUUUGUGGUUUAGUUAUUUUUGUUUUGUUUUCUUUUUAACUCCAGGUUGGUUCUGGUUCACUGGUUAUUUCGUGUGUGUGUUUUAAUAGAGAUCUCUAUGCCCAACAUGGGACUUGAACUCAUGGUCCCAAGAUCAAGAGUCACAUUCUACAGACUGAGCCAGCCAAGCAUGCACCGUGCCACACCACACACCACCACUACCCCGCCUUUAUUCAUCCAAACAAACCUUAUUAACUAUUUCUUCAUCCAGGCCCCAUACUAAGCCUCAAGAAGACAGAAGUGCCUUCACAGAGCUCAAGAUACAUUGGAAAAUUUAUCAUCUGUCUCCAUGAUUUUCUUGGUUGCAGUUCUAUUUACAGCAUUUAGAACAUUGCCUGGGCCAAAAACACAUUACUGGUAUAUAAAUAUAUAUUGAAUAAACACAGGAAAGUAUGUAAAGAGCAGGCAAAUCCUGCGGUGACCCCAAGACAAACUGGUGCCAUUUUUUUCUUCCCAAAUUAGGAGGCCACCUACUGGUCAUGGCAGGGAAAGCAUUCAGGGAAAGGACACAGGAAGCAAGGGAUGAAACAGUCUCCCCUCUUCUUAGUGGCUCUCAAUCCCCUGUCCAUAAAGUUCUUGGAAUUGUUCCUGUCUGUGUAUUUUCUUCACCGGGGAAGGGGAACCCCAGGUUCUCUGGGAGUCUGAGCUCCAGUCACUAACAUGAUCCUUUCUAGCUACCACAGUGCAUUAAUUCUUGCCCUAUCUCUCCCUCGAAUGCUCUCCCCAAUCCUGGAGUCAGGAGCUACCCCCUCCCCAGCAUUUCAGAGCCAUUGCUUCAUCCCUAGACACGGGCUCCCCACUUCCCAGUGUUGGAAGUUUCCCCAGCUGUGACCUUAGGCAAGUUGCUUGUCAUUUCCAAACCCCAAGUUCCUCCUCUGGGAAUAGGCAGGGUCAUUCCCACCUCCUAAAAGGGUUGUCAGGAUUAACACACGCCUGCAAAACCUGAACCACAAUUCGUGGCCUAUGCUAGAUGUUCUGUAGGUGGUGGUGAAUUCAGCAAGUCAGCCCUCUCUGCUGCUGCUGCUGCUGCUCCUCCUCUCCUCCUCCUCCUGGGCUAGGGAGCCUCCGUCUCCCCCUGCAGAGAAUGGAGUCUGAUGGGUGCUGGGAACAGAUUAGUUUCGGGUGUCACUUAAUCCGGGAGGCCCUUCCGUAAUCGGAGACUUCCCAGGGGCAGAGGUGCUAUAAAUCUGCACAAGGGGCCCAGCCUGGCUCUCAGAGGCUGCAGGAUGGACAGGGGCGCCUAUGCCAAGCUGCUGCUGGUGCUGUGGACGGCCUGCUAUGGACAGGAAGGAGCCAACCACCUGAGCGGCUACACGUUGGUCAUCGAGGUGACCAACGGGGGACCUUGGGGCGACUGGGCCUGGCCUGAGAUGUGUCCUGAUGGAUUCUUUGCCAGCGGAUUCUCGCUCAAGGAGGAACCCCCCCAAGGCAUUGCUGGCGACGACACCGCUUUGAACGGGAUCCGGCUGCACUGCUCACGCGGGAACGCGGAGCGCAACACGCAGGUGGUGGAGUCCCAGUCCGGCAGGUGGGGCCUGUGGAGUGAGCCACUGUGGUGUCCUGGUGGUGGCUUCCUCAUGGCCUUCUCGCUGCGCGUGGAGGCACCCGUGAUGCCCGGGGACAACACGGCGGCCAACAACGUGCGCUUCCGCUGCUCCGACGGCACGGAGCUGGAGGGGCCCGGCCCGGCCUGGGGCAAAUUUGGAGAAUGGAGUGAGGCCUGCCCUAAGGGCGUGUGCGGUUUGCAGACCAAGGUGGAACGGUCGAGGGGCCUGCGAGAUGACACCGCGCUGAACGACGUGCGCUUUUUCUGCUGCCGAAACUGACGGCCCCCCCGCCCCCCCCCCCCGAGGCCGGGCCCG